AUGGCAGUGUUUGUCGACCUUGAUGACGAUGACGGUCAACAGUCUCACAGUCAUUGGAGUCAAAAGCUUCACUUGGCCCAGCCUGAACGCCGCCAGCCAGCCCUCUCAGGCGAGCUAAAAUUGGUUGACGACAAGACUGCAACAACGCAGACUCGCGACGUCACUCCCGUAGAUCCUCGUCCUGCAGACGAGCAGGUCACAACCAACAAAUUGGCUGCUGCUCUUACAUGCUACCCGAUUGCCUUGUCGUUGGCUUCGCGCCUUGACCUCAACGACUUAUAUGCCUUGGCAUCCACCUGUCGGAUGGUCCAUCGAAGCCUGCGACAAUAUGCACAGCACCUCAAGGCUCGAUCCCUACGUUGCAGCCGAGAUGGCACAUCAGAUGAACAGACUCACACUGUGGAUGAAGAAUUGCAUGGCCAAGAGCCGGUGAUCGACAUCUCGAUCUACACAGCCGCCCCAACCCAGCGAUUUGAGCACCCACCUGAUCUGGUAGCAAGAGCAGGGUAUCAGAGUGUGCCUCACAGCUUGCCUUCUCCGUUGGGUAUUUCAAACAAAAUCGGUGCCUGCGCUCGAGACUUGGUUGGAGAAUGUCGCAGUUGUGGAACUAUAGUCUGCCGCAAUUGCACCAUCAAAACCCCCACUAAUGCCUGGCUACGAGAUCGAUAUCGGAGACUGUGCAAAACCUGUUUGGAUGCCCCUUUUGAAGAGCACCUCCAUCCGCUGUGUUCGCCAUCGGACGGAGCCGAUGGGCAGCUUCCAUCCAGUGCAAGUUCAAUCAAGUCGGAACGUUCAUUUUCCUCUUCUUCGUCCUCAAGUGAGGAUCGACCCGUCUUUCCUCGGGUCGAUCACGAUCAAGAAGAUGUUGCAUCACGCACUGCCUUGGCAUUUCGGCGCGGACCAUGCACCUGUGCAUCGCGUGGAGUUUUUUUGUGUACAGACUGCGGGCAGAAUCUCCGAGCAGCGGACACAACGUAUAAGCGAGUAUGGACGUGGCGCUCCCGCUACUCAACGCACAUUGGUGGAGGUCUAGGCACUGGGCUUGGCCAGGGUAAUCAAGGGCAAAAGUGCGGGCGGGGAGAGCAUUGCUUGGACAGCAGUGUGACAACAGUGUGCUGGGUUGAGAUUGAUUGUGCGGAAGGCAUCAACCAGGAGCAGCCACGAGAUCUAGACCACAGUACAUUGGCACAGACGGGAACCCCGGACUAUACAAACAAAGAGCCGGGAUACUUCCAGCAGGAGAUAGAAGGGAUUGGAGGGGUGGUCAAGAAGAAAGUGAAAAAGCGAGUCAAAGUUGGUGCCACUGUCUGGGAGUUUGAGGAUGAAAGAGGAAGUGGGAAGUACUUGGAACGAGAAUCGCGCGGUAAACUACGGAGUUGGUGUGGAUGGUGCGGGCGAGUCUGUCCAGGAGAAGAUGAUCAACCAGAGUCCUGGAUGCAUACAGUGAUGCUCUAA
Exophiala aquamarina CBS 119918 is the source of this 1455-nucleotide messenger RNA. RefSeq lists its product as uncharacterized. The record is from RefSeq and is a predicted model, not a curated record. The transcript is spliced from 2 exons. Bases 1 to 1455 code for a protein of 484 amino acids. NCBI's taxonomy places the organism in Eukaryota, Fungi, Ascomycota, Eurotiomycetes, Chaetothyriales, Herpotrichiellaceae.